This is a messenger RNA of Cydia pomonella (codling moth), 1595 nucleotides long. It is a transcript of the gene Mppe, whose product is annotated as metallophosphoesterase 1. The record is from RefSeq and is a predicted model, not a curated record. Gene Ontology annotation, biological process: GPI anchor biosynthetic process. Gene Ontology annotation, molecular function: hydrolase activity. NCBI's taxonomy places the organism in Eukaryota, Metazoa, Arthropoda, Insecta, Lepidoptera, Tortricidae. The transcript is spliced from 7 exons. Bases 134 to 1177 code for a protein of 347 amino acids. Gene Ontology annotation, cellular component: endoplasmic reticulum.
UGUGGAGCUUUGGUUCUACUUUAUUACUUCAAAUUUGUGUAUGAAGAUUAAUUAAAUUUUAUUAAUAUUUAUCAACUUUCAGGUUCAUUUAAUAAAUAUUAGUUUACAAAACGGUAUUUAAAAUCCAAAAUCAAUGUACAUUCGACGAAAUACAGCAGUUAAAUACUGCUUGGGGAUUGUAUUAGGGGCGAUUUUGUACGCUGAAGUGAUUGUGUACUAUAUCCAAGCACUGCAAUGGCAGGACUUACAUUGCCAAGUGGGAGACAGAACUUGCACGAAGAUACUUUUCAUCGCCGACCCGCAGAUACAGGGUGAAUUAGCGGUGCCACCGCCUUUGAGCUAUCUUUUUAACUGGGAUAGUGACAGAUUUGUACAGAUGACAUUUUUAAGAGUUGUCCAUCACUUCCAACCAGAUGUUUUGGUGUAUCUUGGAGACCUGAUGGAUGAAGGAUCAAUAGCUGAUGCAGAACAAUAUUCGCACUAUAUCAAAAGGCUAUCUGAUAUAUUUGACAACAUACCCUAUCCUGUACAUCAAAUCUGGGUACCAGGAGACAAUGACAUUGGAGGAGAGAAUGAGCCCAUCAAGUGGGAUAAGGUGAAGCUAUUUCAGAAGGUGUUUGCACAGCCACCAAUAGUGGCAGUUAAAGACAUAUCAUUCUACAGGAUAAACGCCAUCACGCAUGCGUACCCCAAACUGCCCGAGAACGAGACAGACGACAAUUUCAAGAUAGCUGUCUCGCACUAUCCGCUGCUGAUACGACAUGCCUUUAUUACAGAGGUAACCAAACACGUCCAACCAGACAUAUACUUCUGCGCACACGACCACGAAUCUAAAUACACGACGCAAACGCAGAGGUUUGAACAGAACAAGAUACACCAGUUCUACGGCAACGAAGUACUGGAUAUAGGGUUUGGGGGGGAUGUCUAUGAGAUAUAUGUCCCGACUUGCUCGUAUAGGAUGGGUACGAGCAAAAUUGGAUAUGGUGCGGCGGUUCUAGACUACAACAACACGCGCCUGCGCUACGCCGUGCUCUGGUCGCCGCAGCGGUUCCUCUACCUCUUCGGCUACCUUGUUCUCCUGGUACUGGGCAUUGCUUACGCGGCCGCUUGCCUAGUAAAACUGCUUUGUCAGUGGUAUUUUAGGAGUACAAGCUUGCCUAUGUAUAGCAAACUUUAGCGGUGACAAAUAUACCCUACCUCCAUGAACAAAAUUGAUAUUUAUUACAAUGAAACAUAUGAUAAUAGUCGCCGCAGUUGGGGACGUUAUCAAAGCUCAGUUGACAGAAGAGCAGUAGGCACUAAUUGGUAUACCCAAAGAGCAUAUAAUCACUACGUUUUAAGAGACGGGACUUCCAUACUAGCGAGUGGAAUCCCUUUGUUUCGCAAAUCAUUACCAAAAUGUACAACAAAGAACUGUCAAAGAACCAUAGUACCAACAUAAGCAAUUUAAAUAGUGUAGUACGCUACACGCUUGCGUUUCUUAUCGAUAUCGAUAAAAUGGGGAGGGUUGAAAUAUAGACUCUUGUCUACAAAUUUUGUACUCGAAAUCAAGUUAGGAUCGAGUCCACAUUUAAGUUGUAUGUUAUAUAGUGGAU